AUGGGUUGGUUCAACAAGAUCUUCAAAGGCUCUAGGCUGCAGCACAAUCACAAUGGCUACUACCAGAAUUAUCCGAAUUCUUCACAUGAUGAGCCUAGUGCAGAUACAGAUGCUGAACCUGAUGAGCAUCAUACACAGGAAUCAUCUACCUCUGAGGAUACUACUUCGAAUGACCAGGACGAAGACAUAGACCGUGCAAUUGCAUUGUCUCUAUUAGAAGAGAGUCAAGGGCAGACAAAUAGAGGCGAAAAUAAAGAAAAAUACGCAAUGGUGGAUGAAGAUGAGCAACUUGCCAGAGCCAUACAAGAGAGUAUGCUAGUUGGGAACUCGCCGCGUCAGAAAAACGGAAGCACUUAUGAUCAUGGGAAUGCGUAUGGGAGUGGAGAUUUUGGGAAUGGACAUAUGCAUGGAGGAGGAGGGAAUGUAUAUGCAAAUGGAGAUAUUUAUUAUCCAAGACCUGUUGCUUUUUCAAUGGAUUUCAGGAUUUGUGCUGGCUGCAAUAUGGAGAUUGGCCAUGGAAGAUUUCUGAAUUGCCUUAACUCACUAUGGCAUCCACAAUGUUUUCGAUGUUAUGGCUGCAGUCUCCCGAUUUCUGAGUACGAGUUUUCAACAUCUGGAAACUACCCUUUUCACAAGGCUUGUUACAGGGAGAGAUAUCAUCCAAAAUGUGAUGUCUGCAGCUACUUUAUUCCAACAAAUCCUGCUGGUCUUAUUGAAUAUAGGGCACAUCCUUUUUGGGUACAGAAGUAUUGCCCUGCUCACGAACACGAUGCGACCCCAAGAUGUUGCAGUUGUGAAAGAAUGGAGCCACGGAGUACAACAUAUGUUGCGCUAAGCGAUGGACGUAAACUUUGCCUCGAGUGUUUGGACUCAGCUGUCAUGGACAAUAGUCAAUGCGAACCUCUGUACUUGCAGAUACAAGAGUUCUAUGAAGGGCUUAACAUGAAGGUAGAGCAGGAAGUUCCAUUGCUCUUGGUUGAGAGACAAGCACUUAAUGAAGCCAGAGAAGGUGAAAAGAAUGGUCACUACCAUAUGCCAGAGACGAGAGGACUCUGCCUUUCAGAAGAACAAACUGUUAGUACUGUAAGAAAGCGAUCAAAGGGAAACUGGGGUGGGAAUAUGGUUACAGAGCCUUACAAGUUGACACGCCAAUGCGAGGUUACUGCCAUUCUCAUUUUAUUUGGUCUCCCUAGGCUACUCACUGGUUCGAUUCUAGCUCACGAGAUGAUGCACGCGUGGAUGCGUCUGAAAGGAUUCCGGACACUUAGCCAAGACGUUGAAGAAGGGAUAUGUCAAGUGAUGGCUCAUAAGUGGUUAGAUGCCGAGUUAGCUGCUGGUUCAAGAAACAGCAAUGCUGCAUCUUCAUCAUCAUCUUCAUCUUCUUCUUCUAGAGGAUUGAAGAAAGGACCGAGAUCUCAGUACGAGAGGAAGCUUGGUGAGUUCUUCAAGCACCAGAUUGAGUCUGAUGCUUCUCCGGUCUAUGGAGACGGGUUCAGAGCCGGGAGGUUAGCUGUUCACAAGUACGGUUUGGGAAAAACACUUGAGCAUAUACAGAUGACCGGGACAUUCCCGGUUUAA
This is a messenger RNA of Microthlaspi erraticum, 1578 nucleotides long. The record is from the annotation of a GenBank genome assembly. Lineage: Eukaryota; Viridiplantae; Streptophyta; Magnoliopsida; Brassicales; Brassicaceae.